This is a messenger RNA of Lucilia cuprina (Australian sheep blowfly), 4447 nucleotides long. RefSeq lists its product as uncharacterized. The coding region runs from base 181 to 4233 and encodes 1350 amino acids. The transcript has 3 exons. Gene Ontology annotation, cellular component: membrane. Gene Ontology annotation, molecular function: G protein-coupled receptor activity. Lineage: Eukaryota; Metazoa; Arthropoda; Insecta; Diptera; Calliphoridae. Gene Ontology annotation, biological process: adenylate cyclase-activating G protein-coupled receptor signaling pathway; cell surface receptor signaling pathway. The record is from RefSeq and is a predicted model, not a curated record.
GAAUAACAGUUUAUCUUCUCCAAAGAAAUAAACAAGAGAUUCCACAAUGUGUAGAUUUACAUACAACUAUUAUUAAGUAGUAUCUUCUGUUGAGACUAUUGUUAAACUUGUUAGUAAAAGGCAAGGCGGAGCGUUUAUACAAUAUUUGAAUUUAAUUAUUUUUUCUACUUGUUGAGUGAGAUGCAAAAGACGUUAAUAAAGUUAUUCUAUUGUAUUUUAUUGGUUAUUGCAUUAAAUCGUUUUUCAAUGACAUGGAGUUUAAAUUCAAAAGUAAAAACUUGCCCUGAGGAGAAGACAUUAAAUGGAAUAUUCGAAUGGAAGAUUAAUGAUGGUAAUGACGUAAAAUAUGUAAUAUCCCAGCCAGACGUAUGUUGGGAUAACGGCUUAAUAGUUUUGCGACAAUGUGACUUCAAAACGGGUAAAUGGUUUCCCAAAAAAGUUCAAUGCAGUAAAUUUCGCAGUAAAAAUGUCAAAUGUCCCGAUGAUUUAAUAGAACUGCCUGUAAAUGAUGAAUAUCUUUGUCUUAAAAUUUCGUCAGAAGAGCAAAAUUUUGACGAGCACUUCUGCUAUGGAUCGAAUUUUAUACCGGGACAUAAUACAUAUAUAAUUGAUCGUAAAAUUGUUCAGUUCCUUUUGGACGAAUAUAACAUUACAAGUUUUUGGUUACCUAUAAAAAGAUAUGAAGAGAACAAAUUUAAUCCAUUUGUAAUAAGAUUGCCAGGUAAACGAUGGAAUGAACUUUUCGACGACAGAGGGGAAAUGCUAUCAGCAAAAAACGAAACGUUAUCAGAUAAACAUUGCGUAGCUGCUCAUAUAGAGAGACAAGUUGAAAAGCAAGAGCAACCAUCGUUUCAAAUGAAAAUGACUCAUUGUAGUGAACUUCACUAUUCGGUCUGUGUAUUAAGGAAACAUUUCGUUGCAAAAUCGGGAUGUCCUCAAGACUCUGGUGCCUUAAGUCAUAGACCAAAUGAGUGUUAUGGAAUAACUUGGGAUGGACAAAAGUAUCCUGAUGAUUUUCGUAUGCUUAAUGUUACGGAGUACUUUAAAAAAGUCAAUACCAUAAAUAUUAUAUUUCACGAGUUUGAUAUUGAAAACGAAGAAUAUGUGGAGCUUGAGGGUAUUGUUCAGAUACCGAAUGGGAAGUGGGCUAUAAAACCCAAGAAUAAUCAUAUGAAAAUUGUCUCAUCCGGAAAAACACUUCAUGGUCUAUGUGUGGAGCACAUUGAAAGCCGUAAGAACGUUGAUAUGAUUUUACGUAUGGAUACUGAUCUUGAGGCUUUAAUAUUAACUGUUUACAAUAAGUUCUACAUUUGGUCAAACGACAAGCCUGAAAACAGCAUACAUUGCUUUACAAAUGCAGACUAUGGGGAAUUGUCUAAAGUGGAAUUGAAGAAAAUUUGGGAAAAUAAAUCACAUACUAAAACUAUCUUCAAGCUUAAAAUAAAAAGUGACGACCCUGGACAAUAUUGGUGUGAAGCACAUACGAUUUUCAAUUUUACUCAUGUAUAUUCUGCAAAAGUCGUUGCUGCGAAAGCUAAAAAGGGUCAUGCCUUUGCAAUGCAAAUAGAAGCUCCUAUAAAAUCUGAUUACCUUGCUAUAAUAUUUACCCAUGAUCACAUGAAACAAAUAUCCAGGUGCAUCAAAGAUAAAUUAAAAACUGUACAAGAACAACACCAAAAUCUUAAAGAUCUAGUCAUUCACAAUGUACGAGUAAUGGAUAUUUUAUAUAUUUAUCCAAAUACAUCAUACUUAAGAUGUUUAUGUCACACUACUGUAUCGAUAAAAUCGUCAUCAGUGGAUACUAGCAAGGAACAGCAUAGCGAAGAAGACAGCAGUGCUGAAGAUAAUGAAGGAGUACGACACGAUACUGCGGUUCGUAUGAAAGCCAGAGAUUUACUUAUAAAUUUAAUUAAAGAAUAUCAGCCGCAUUUUAGCCAUACAGUACGUAGCUCAGAAUUUUGUUUUCCUGAAAACGAUUGGACGUUGGCGCAUAUUGGACAAUCUGCGACCAAAUCGAAAUUCUGCUUACAAAGAAAUGGCUUGCCUAUUACCCGAAAAUGUCUUGGUGAUUUUACUAGUGGGGCCUUUUGGGAAGGGCUAACAUUAGGUGAUUGCAUCACUAUUACAGGGUCUAAUUUAAUUACCAGAAACCUUUAUACCUUGGAUAUAACAAAAACUUCAAUAGACCAGCCAGAAAAAGCUGUAAGAGAUGUAAGAAAACUCUUGGAAUCAAAUCUACAUAAUCUAAUUCCAGCUGAUCUUUAUUAUCUGGCCAAAAUAAUAGGCAUAUCGAUCAAAACAAUGCUUAAGAUUCCUUCUAGACCACCAACUCAGACAGUGCAAACAUUUUAUCCAUUUAAUCAUAAUUUCGAGCCUUCCAGGUCUAAAGUAAACUUUUCGGAAACGACUAUAGAAGUAGUUCGAAUUUUUAACUAUUUACUUGAAGUAAAUGAUCGCAUAAUUCGUCCUUCCAUAGAACUUAACGCCACAAAUAUUUUAUUAGAUACAUUUGAAUAUCUGAUAGAUCACAUGUCAUCAUUGGAAACAUUUCGAGAAAAUAUAACUACAACAACUAAUCAAUCUAUCACGCCUUUAGAAAACUUAAUAAAUGAUAGCGACAAAGAAAUCGAUAUUAUCGAAUACUUAGAUGUCGGUGUUGUUGUUCAAAUGGCAACAAAUUUUGUUGCUUUUGUUAUUAGUCCCCAGGUUGCUAAUGUCACUGGAAUUGCAUUAUUUCGGGCAGAUGUAAAUAGUGAUGAAGAAUUUUAUGAUGACGGUUUUCUGAAAGGUGCAUUUAAGAACGAAUAUUAUCGGUUUGUUUUGGCCAACCAGAGCAUUGAUGAGUUACUAAAUGAACCAAAUAUUUUAAUGGGAACUUUUGUACCCACUUCGUUGUGGCAACGCCUCGACGAAAUAUCUAGGAUAUCUAAUAAUACUUGGAAAUCACAGCGGCCGGAACCAAAGGUUGUUAUAAAGAUUUAUGCUAAUGAUAAAUUGUUUCAGGAAACUAAUCUAACUGCAGAUAGAAUUGUAUAUGGCAAAGUAAUUUCAAUAUCAAUUCCUGGACAUGAUAAGGAUCUUCCCGAAAUUUUACCACUAAUUUUGACAAUCAGUGAUGAUGAUAUAGAUGAUUUUGAAAAUAAUAACGAUACAGAAAAACAGUAUUGCAGUUAUUGGAAUUAUCAGAAAUGGGCAAGUGAUGGUGUUAUGGUACUAAGUCGUUCAGAAGUGAACAACAACACUGUGCUGUGCGGCUGCACUCAUUUGACACCAUUCGCAUAUUUAAUUGGUGGUAGCUACAACUUAUCUGUAGAUUCCGAUGUCGAAGUUAUAGUAAAGAAAAUUCACAAACAGGCUUUGGACAUAAUUACACUAUUGGGCUGUUCUCUAUCUUUGUUUGGAAUUGCUGGAAUAUUUGUGACUGCCUGCACAUUUCGUUCAUGGCGCAAGAAAGCCAAUUCAAAAGUCCUGCUUCAACUUUCGGCUGCAAUUGCAUUGCAAAUGAUACUUUUUUGCUUUGUCAACACCGAAGAACACUCGCAACAUCUGAUAAGCAAUAAAAUAUUCACCAGUUGCAUAACAAUUGGCGCUUGCCUACACUACUCAGUACUCGUACAGUUCUGUUGGAUGGUUAUAAUUGCAUACCUACAAUUUAAGCGUUAUGUCCAGGUGUUUGGCAAUACCCGACCUAAACGUUUCUUCAUCAAAUCAACUAUUCUGGGUUGGGGUUUACCACUUAUUCCGGUUGCAUGUGUACUAGUGUUUGACAGCGAUUCUUACAUUCCCGAUCGAAAUGAAUCAACAAACCCUCUCUGUUAUCCAUCUGGAAUAUCUUUCUACGUUGGUAUCGUUUUGCCCAUUACUUUGAUCAUAAUAGCGAAUUUAGUGAUAUUCUUCGUUGUUAUAUAUAACAUUCUUAAACAUCCAGCUGGAUCUAUACGCCACACUGAAAAAAGUUUAGCCAUAUCCCAAAUACGUCUAUUGGUACUUUUGUUUUUCCUUUUAGGAUUUACAUGGAUUUUUGGACUUUUAAACGCUAUGAAAGCUGGCUUAAUAUUUUCAUAUUUAUUUUGUCUAACUGCAACCCUACAAGGAUUUAUUCUUUUUUUAUAUUUCGUUAUUAUGGAUCCUGUAACGCGGCGCAUGUGGUAUGGAUUCUUUAUAAAGUUAUGUGGCCUCAACCCAAAAAAUGAAAACUCGUCGAGUGCAAAAGAAUCAACGCAAGGUUUUUAACUAACACAGUAUUUUUUCAGUAUAAAAUAUUUAUUACAAAAUUAACAGUACUUACAUCGAAGAAUUUUAUUUAGUGUUACUGUUGGCAAAUCAUAUUUAAAUUGGAUUUGGUUGUAUAAACUAAAAAUUCCACAUUAUUAUCCUAUAUCGCCCGUAUAAAUUUUUCUUUUUAAUAUUUGGAACCGUUCUGAGGCAAUGCUCAGCAAUAACUAAC